UUACUUUUCUACCUUCCACCAGCAAUGAAGGGGGUGAUUUUUUUCAGUGCUCUUUUGGUGGCUGUUUUCAGCCAGAAGAUCUUUGUGGGGGAUCAAGUGCUGAGGAUAGCGACUAAGGAUGUGGAGCAGAUUACCCUGUUGAAGGAUCUUGAAGAGCUUGAGCACUUAGAGCUUGAUUUUUGGAAGGGUCCCACACAUCCUGAUUUUCCCACUGAUGUUCAUGUUCCAUUUGCCAGCCUUCAAGCCGUCAAAGUAUUUCUGGAGUCCAACAAUAUCCAAUAUUCUAUCAUGAUUGAGAAUCUGCAGUCAAUAGUGGAAGAAGAAAAGAUUCAGAUAAGCAGAUCUCGUUCCACUGAACAAAUGAGAAACACAAACAGCUUUAACUAUGCCAGCUACCACACUCUGGAUGAGAUCUACAGCUGGAUGGACAUGCUGGUCUCCGAACAGUCUAACCUGGUCAGCAAAAUUCACAUUGGUUCCACCUUUGAGAAUCGCCCUAUUUACAUCCUUAAGUUCAGCACAGGAGGCACCAAACGCCCGGCCAUCUGGAUUGAUACCGGCAUUCACUCACGUGAGUGGGUCACACAGGCUAGCGGAAUCUGGAUGGCAAAAAAGAUUGCAACCGACUACGGAAAAGAUGCCUUCAUUACCUCUAUCCUAAAUGAAAUGGAUAUCUUCAUUGAGAUUGUUACCAAUCCUGAUGGCUUCUAUUUCACACACACCAAAAACCGCAUGUGGCGUAAAACCAGGUCCACCAAUUCAGGAUCCUCUUGUGUUGGAGUUGACCCAAACAGGAACUGGGAUGCUGGAUUUGGAGGAGCUGGUGCCAGCAGUAACCCCUGCUCUGAAACCUACCGUGGACCACGUGCCAAUUCUGAAUCGGAGGUCAAAUCCAUUGUUGACUUUGUGAAGAGCCAUGGCAACUUUAAGGCCUUCAUCUCCAUCCACAGCUACUCCCAGAUGCUUCUUUAUCCUUAUGGAUAUACAAAGACCCCUGCUGCGGAUCAGCAGGAACUGGACAACCUUGCCAAAAAAGCUAUUGAUGCUUUGUCGACUCUUUAUGGAACCAGCUAUAGAUACGGCAGUAUUAUCAACACCAUCUAUCAAGCCAGUGGUGGCACCAUUGACUGGACCUAUAACCAGGGCAUCAAGUACUCUUACACCUUUGAACUGCGUGACACUGGUAGAUAUGGGUUUAUACUGCCUGCCAACCAAAUCAUUCCUACCGCCCAGGAGACCUGGCUGGCUAUUAAGACCAUCAUGGAGCACACCUAUAACAAUCCAUACUAAAUAUAGAUCAAACUUUAUUACAUGAACAAACUGUUAUCUUAAGUAGAUUCCUAAUUGCCAAAUGUUGACUGUGAAGUAACAAACAUAAUCUGUGAAUAUCCUGAAUAGAAACUUCAAUAAAAUGAUUUCCUCAUGCAAAACUCA
Molecule: messenger RNA, 1434 nt
Organism: Acipenser ruthenus (sterlet)
Lineage: Eukaryota; Metazoa; Chordata; Actinopteri; Acipenseriformes; Acipenseridae
Product: carboxypeptidase A1-like
Exons: 11
Coding region: 25-1290 (421 amino acids)
Biological process (GO): proteolysis
Molecular function (GO): zinc ion binding; metallocarboxypeptidase activity
Source: RefSeq, a predicted model, not a curated record